AUGCGGCUGCAAUCACGGGUCGUCCAUCAUCCCAAUCCAGACCAGAGAUUUCCACUCUUCUCCUCAAAGAAGACCGGUCACCGAUUCAUCCGUUGCAGCCCUUUGAUUCGUCUCCUCCUGGAUCUCCGCCUGAAAAUGCGACCACCCACUUUUGCACAAGGUCACGCCUUUAGUCACACUUUCCCCCAACCUUUGUACAGCACUCCAACCACCGGUUCUCAGCAAACAAGCCACAACGGUGGCAAAUAUCAGCAUUCAAGUACUAAUGCUGGCUACCAGAAUUCAAACCACAGUUCCUUGUAUCAGUCAACCGGUCAGCUCACCUCUAAUCAGCAAACCGGUACACCCACCGGCUAUCCCCCACGCCCAACUGUCAAUAAUUUCUCAACGGAUCCAACCACCACCUAUCAGCAUACUGGCACCUGCCCGCCACACCCAAAUUCCAAUCAUCGGCCAACAGAUCUACCCGCCCCAACCUACAAUUACAACCAGGGAAGCUCAGCGGGGCCGCACUUGAAACCGACACCCCCCAACCACAUUGACCUUUCUAAUGAUUCUCCAUCUCCCGAGAAUACCACCCGGACUGGAUACUAUGUCUUUCCUGAUUACCCGUCUAUCGAUUAUAUCAACAAUUUAUUGCGCAAUCCCAACCUAUCAUAUGCCGAUCGCUUCCUUUUAGAAGCCGCUCGAAAGGGGAAGGAAAUGCGUCAGGAAAACUUGAGUAAUCUUUCUUUUGAUGGAUCCAGCCAACGUACCCAAGAAAUAGAUACUACUAUUCAAGUCUCGCCUCCAGUAAACCAAUCGUCCAAGUCUGCUCUUUCGCAGCCACCAAUCACAUCUUCCUUUGACCAGCCAGCCAGGUUUCAGACCUCCCCUCUGGUAAACCAAUUCUCACAAAGCACUCGAACAACCCCAUUGUCAUCUGCAGCUACCUCUUGCAAGCCAACGGCCAAAAAGAAUCGAAUUGAAGACUCUUUGACUGCUCUCCCGACAAGCAAACAGCCGUCGAAAUCUCGAAUACCAGCGCUCAACCUUCCUGCCGAGAAACCUGCCACAAUAUCCGCGGUGUCAGACCUUCCUGCAAACAGAUCAAUAGCGUCGACAAACACAACCUUCAAUUCAAUCCAGGCAUGGCCAGGGAAAACUGCUGUUGGCCUAGAAGCUGCCGGUUUGACCCUUCGAUUGAAGCUCGACCACCCUGAUAUCUCUGUGCUUGAUUUCUGCGGGAAACCUUCGGACAUGAAAAAUGGCCAAUUGCAACGCAUUUUGACUGCAUUCGGUGCUGGUGAGGUGGAACUGAUCAACACCAAUCCAAAGGAGGCUCCACCUGCAACUUUGGGUGCUGAUUUAACCUCAUCAAAGAGGGUCAAGCAAUCAGCAAAGACGGUCAAGUCAAAUCCAACCACCAAACAAACUCCAAAAUCCUCAAAAGCCACGAGAUCAAAAUCGGCUAAUGUCAAGCUGCGAUCAAAACCAACUUCAAAACUGUCAACCAACCAAGCCCCUCCCAAGAAAAAGCGAAAAAUGGCUGGAUCGCGUUUCCGCUCCCCAACGACGAAAUUUGGAAGCCUGAUUACCAAUUGCCACGCCGACAACCCUUCACCCCGAAUUUCCUCAAGGCAACGUCUGCUCAAACAUUCCCCCGCGCUCCGCCUCCACAGCCACGUAACUGUCAUCCCGCCCAUCGCCCGUCCCACUGCCCCAAACCACCGCUGA
Messenger RNA from Puccinia triticina, 1716 nucleotides. RefSeq lists its product as uncharacterized. The record is from RefSeq and is a predicted model, not a curated record. The coding region runs from base 1 to 1716 and encodes 571 amino acids. NCBI's taxonomy places the organism in Eukaryota, Fungi, Basidiomycota, Pucciniomycetes, Pucciniales, Pucciniaceae. The transcript is spliced from 4 exons.